AUGAGAAUCUGUAUUUUGCAGUCAUCCUACAAAGGAUCGGAUUCCGCGCUGCACGACGUAGACGACAAGCCGGCCCAGCCAGGGCUCUUCACAACCGAAUAUACCUUCGAAUACCGCUUCAUCCACAAAGCCACUGCCAAAGAGGAAAUCGACGCUCUAGCAGCCGAGGGCUUCGACUUCUAUUUCAACUUCAUGUGGGGAGCCCUGGAGCCCGUCGCGGGCGUCCUAGAAACCCGCUAUUUCGAAUCCCUGAAUCUUCCUUCCUGUGGUAUACGCAGCUGGGAACGCUCGAUGACCAAAAACGACUUCUACAAGAAUGCCAGACGCCGGGGUGCGCCGCCGGUGCCAGGGACCGAUGACUUCCCUCUAUUUGUCAAACCGGCGAAUGGAUGUGCCAGCCAAUUGAAUGACGACCAGUCGGAAGAGCUGGAGGGCGCGCUCCGCCGCAUCAACAUGGGAUUGUAUGACGCUCGCGUGAGACGUGCCGAGACGAUGGGCAUUGAAGAUACAAAGGCCUAUGCUUAA
This is a messenger RNA of Aspergillus pseudoviridinutans, 525 nucleotides long. RefSeq lists its product as uncharacterized. Bases 1 to 525 code for a protein of 174 amino acids. Lineage: Eukaryota; Fungi; Ascomycota; Eurotiomycetes; Eurotiales; Aspergillaceae. The record is from RefSeq and is a predicted model, not a curated record. The transcript is spliced from 2 exons.